GUACAUUUAAUAAUAAUAACAACAAUAAUUAUAAUAUGUAAACUGUAUCCGAGUUAUUCACACACUAACACACUGUGUGACGGUGAACAUUAUAAUAGUACCGAGUCAAAACAUUUCGAGAUUGUGUUCGCUUUGAUUUAAUAUGACCUAUAUGGCUACAUAAUAUAAAUGAUUGAAAAUUACAGGGGCCGACGUCACCGGGUCGCCGUGAUUCGUCGACAGGAGAAUUGUUUUUCGACGACGACAUGAGUAUUAGCAGAGGACAUUCCGUGGAAAAGGUUCGGUUUUCGGCCAGCCGAGCGCAUUCAGAUGAAAACGAUGAGGAUUAUUCAGCUAGUGUAAAUGCCAUACUCCAUAAGCGGCUUAGUGUUAGAAAAGGCAAACACCAAAAACAAAGAAGAUCGUCUUCUCCCGUGUCUUCAAUGCUACCGGAUGACGCAAGUUUAAUAUCAGAUCGAAGAAGAUCAUCAGCUUUUACAACCAGCUCUGGAGACACGGCGAUUAAUAUUGAAGAAGCUGGUAUUUCUCAAGAGCAAAUAUUUGAAAAUAUCCGUUUACACAAAGAGGUAUUAGGCAGCGUACGUCAGCAACCAUGGUCUAUACGGAGGAAGAUGAAAUUGGUUCAGCAAGCCAAAGAGUACGUGAAGAAGCACGAGGGUCAGCUGCAAGAGCGUUUGGCGAUGAGCAAAAGUACGAGAGAUAUCAUGGCGCGGUUUCACAUAGUCCUAGUCAAACAAUGGCAGCACAGUAAACGGGAGAUGGCCAAUUUUAUAAGUCAAAUAAUUCCAUGGGAACUAACGAUCAAAGAAAUUGAAUCACAAUUCGGCACGGUAGUCGCUUCGUAUUUUACGUUCCUCCGCUGGUUGUUCUGGGUGAACUUUGUCAUAUCCGUGUUGUUGGCAGCCUUCGUCGUCAUGCCCGAAAUUUUAACAACCAACAAGGCAGACACUGGAGAACGCAAGACACUGUUGCCCGAGGAGCAGGCCACUUCUAUGGAAUUAAUGACUUUGUUGAACUUCGAGGGAGUCCUACAGCAUUCACCCAUGUUUUAUGGUUACUAUUCGAAUCGACAAAGUUCAGACACCGGAUACCGGCUACCCACAGCCUACUUUAUUACGGGGCUCGUUGUUUACAUUUACAGUUUCGUGGCUACGCUUAGAAAAAUGGCCGCAAACUCCCGUCUGAGCAAACUGUCCGAAAAAGACGACGAGUGCAUUUUUACGUGGAAACUCUUCACCGGGUGGGAUUACAUGAUCGGAAACGAAGAGACCGCCCACAAUCGUAUAUCGUCGAUUAUACUUGGUUUUAAAGAGGCAUUGCUUGAAGAAGCUGAGAGAAUGAAAGACAAACAAAAUUGGAAAGUGGUGGCUCUGAGGAUAUUUGCUAAUCUGAAUAUGGUAUGGAUGUUGGGAAGUUCAGUUUAUGCCGUCAUUCUAGUGGUGGGCAGGUCCACAGAACCAGAAGCUGAAUCCACAUUUUGGAGAAAAUACGAAAUCACAGUUGUCAUGACGCUCAUUGGUACGUUUUUUCCGAUAGCUUUUGAAGUGUUGGGCGUGUUGGAGAGUUACCACCCGAGGACCACGCUUCGUGUACAAUUGGCCAGGAUUAUGGCGCUGAACUUGUUAAAUCUUUACACACUGACGUUCGCGUUGUUUGUGAAAAUCAACGACAUGACAAAGGAGCUAUUGGUGUUGAAAUCCAACGUAUCCAACGUCACGGCACCCAUGGCCACCAUGGCCACAGUUGCCAGGGCAGCCACUACGGCAACCAUGGCCACAGCUGCCAGCGCAGCCACCACGGCCACUAUGGCCACAGCAGCCACAGCGGCAACCACGACAUCUUCGUUGAAGAUGACGUCAACUACCUCGGUAUUGGUUACAUUAGCGUUCAUGAAUUCCACCAUUUCAAAUACGACGAAACUUCAGUUGCCUGUCGCCCAUACGAUCGAUACGCAACCGAAUUGCUAUCGACAGCAGAUAGAAUGUCCGUUCUCGUGGCCAUCUGUCCGGAACGGUCCAGCCGACCAGCAUACACCGAGGGUUGACGAUUACGUCUCCUCAUCGAUCACACCGCUGAAAUUGAUUACCACUAGGCCCAACUCGUCAACGGCAGUGGAUCUUGGCCACAGUUCAGACUUCGGUCACAGUUCGAAUUUCGGUCCAACUACAGGUCUUUUCAGUGAGAAUCGGAAUGGCACCGGAUCGACUGAAAGUACAACGGAAACGACUUUCAAGACCGUCGAUGAUGUACAAAUAACUGCGGAGGUCGUAUACUAUGACGAGAAGUCUUCGUCCGAAAAUACCGCCACCACCGCCAAAUCUGACGUCAGUUAUACGAACAAUUAUGACGAAAUGAUGGAGAAUUCGACUGUGGAGCUGGUCACAGCUGAGUUGAUGACGGAAAAUUUGACCAGGGAUCUGGUCACUGCUGGGUCAACAAUUACGAGUUCAACGGACGUUUCAUUCGACUUCGGUUCAACCACCCCCGGAUCGAUAUCAAGUUCGAUAGAAACUGCAAUUGGUGGAACGAUCCCGGUCGAGCCUACAGUAGAGUCAACGACGAGUUUGGUCACCGAAUCGACGACAAGUCUCGACGCAGUCGUUGCAAUGGCGAACACGACGAUUGGCCAAUCGAUUAUCACUGUAGAUGACGACGAUGAGCCAUACAGUACGAUUUCGUCUGACGAUUUGCAGUUUCAGGCGACGGACGAGAAUACUGAGUCGGCUGAAGAAAGGAGAAUCGUAAAACGGAUGUCGGAAGUAAUUUUCAAUGGGACUCAUUGCUUUCAAAUAGUUUGUUCGCCUCCAUCGCCGGUUACAAAAUAUGUAACUGAGGUGCCAAAUGGUUUUCAAGGAUUUAGCGAGAAAUCGAGCGAAGCGUACUCGACAACGACGGAACACGAAGAUGCGCCUAGAGAAGACUUAUCGCUUCGCGCCACUUGUUUGAAUCUCCAAAUCAGACGACGAUUGCGGAAGUUGUGUUGGGAGACAAUGUUUGGACAAGAGUUAGUAAAACUUACAGUCAUGGAUUUGGUGUCGACAAUUAUUUCGACGAUAUUCGUGGACUUUGCACGUGCCGUGUUCGUGCGAUACAUGAACCGGUGCUGGUGCUGGAACCUAGAGAAGCGGUUCCCGCAGUACGGCGAUUUCAAGAUCGCCGAGAACAUAUUGCACCUGGUCAACAACCAGGGUAUGGUGUGGAUGGGCAUGUUCUUUUCUCCCGGACUGCCCAUCAUCAACGUGGUCAAGUUGAUGAUCAUGAUGUACGUGCGGUCGUGGGCGGUGCUCACGUGCAACGUGCCGCACGACGUCGUGUUCCGGGCCAGCCGGAGCAACAACUUCUACCUGGGCCUGCUCCUCACGAUGCUGUUCUUGUGCGUGUUGCCGGUCGGCUACGCCAUCGUGUGGAUCGAACCAUCGUGGCACUGCGGCCCGUUCUCGCAGUACAAGAAGAUCUAUCACAUCUUCACCAAUUCCAUCAAGAAGGCCGUGCCCAACCCGCAUGUGCACCGAGUCCUCGACUACAUAGCGUCACCAGGAAUCGUCAUACCGCUGCUGUUGCUGCUCAUCCUUAUCAUAUACUACUUGGCCUCACUCACGUCGUCGCUCCGGGAAGCCAACAACGAUCUAAAAACGCAACUGAGACGGGAGCGGACCGAAGAACGUCGAAAAAUGUUUCAGUUAGUAAACAGGAAGAAGCAGGGUGGUGGUGUCGACGGCGAUGACGACGACGAUUACACGUGUAUGGAUACAACGCUGGCAAAGUGGAGACAUAUAAUGCCAGACAGCAAACAGCAGACAGAUGAUCCAAGCUCCGUGUUAAAAAUUGCCGAGAAAAAGCUCACGGACAACGAGGUGUUGGACAAAGUGCGUGAGAAACUCGUGCACAUGGAAGCGGAGGAUCAGCAGCCCGAAAAUAAACACAAUCCAUAUCGAGAAGACCAACAGCAACAGCAGACGCAACCUCAGCCCACGAAGGUCCAACGUAAUCAUCAUCACCAUCAGCCACCUCAACUGCAACACCAUCACCAUCAUCACCACCAUCACCAGCAGCAUCUCUACCACCACCUCCGACGGCCCUCGAGAAGUGAAGAGCCGCGGGACACAGCGGCGACGCUGCGCAAGUGGAAAAAGUCCAAAAUGGUCCGGCAUCCGUCGUCGGAGUCCGAGUCGUCGGAUCAGUCGGAAGCAGUACCGGAAAUCCGUGAAACAGUCCAACCUCAGGUCGCCACUGCCUCACACGUCUCCGGGUCACAUCAUAGGACCACAGCCGCUGAACUUCCGGUCGGAGGCGCUGUCGUUGAGGAUGGAGGUCCAGUGCCUGCCGUAGAUCAGCCCGUCAAGCAGAGGGCUAGGCUCAAGUUGGCACAGAUAUUGUACAAAGAGGCGAGGAGGAGAAGACAAAAAUACGUAGAGGAGCUGCAAAAUCAACAAGAAUAAACAGAAAACAACAGAUUUACACCAGAACAUACUUUUCGGAAGCGCCGGUUGGAUUUCGAAUUAGUCCUGACAUCUAAGAAAAAUCUUUCUCGUCUAUAUUACAUCAAAAUAUUAUAAUACAUAUUAUAUUGUAUUAUAUAUUAAUCAGUGUAGGUGUCAAAUGAUUAGUUUCUUAGCACGCCAUUGUUUAUACUGUACCACUGUACCUAGUUCAGAACUAUAUUAUAUUAUUAAAUAUCUGCACGUCACUGUUAAAACACGACCAUACUUAAGUCUAUAUAUUGAGAUUUAAGGCUAUAUUGUAAUCGUGUAGUUGUUGUUGAAUUCAUAUAUUAUUAAAAACAUUUAUAAUUUUACUAAAAAAUUUUUAGUCAUAAUCGUUUAACUUUGAAUAUAAUUUUAAUUUUUUUAUUAUUGUUCUUAAACGUUUAAGUUUGAAUACAUUAUUUAUCGUUAUGCUGAUUAUCUCUUUCUCUUCGAGUCACCUAUUUGUAUAA
This is a messenger RNA of Acyrthosiphon pisum (pea aphid), 4936 nucleotides long. Its product is annotated as transmembrane channel-like protein 2. NCBI's taxonomy places the organism in Eukaryota, Metazoa, Arthropoda, Insecta, Hemiptera, Aphididae. Gene Ontology annotation, cellular component: plasma membrane. Gene Ontology annotation, molecular function: mechanosensitive monoatomic ion channel activity. The transcript is spliced from 14 exons. The record is from RefSeq and is a predicted model, not a curated record. The coding region runs from base 246 to 4439 and encodes 1397 amino acids.